This is a messenger RNA of Knipowitschia caucasica, 714 nucleotides long. NCBI's taxonomy places the organism in Eukaryota, Metazoa, Chordata, Actinopteri, Gobiiformes, Gobiidae. The record is from the annotation of a GenBank genome assembly.
AUGGACCAGAAGUACUACUACAUGGUGUCCUCACUGAAGGAGGAGAACUGGACCCUGAAGGAGGCGUUUGUCCGAUUUGCGGACAAGAACCAGAAGUACUCCAAUAUUGUGGUGGAGUCUCUACAAAGGGCUAUGACGGCUUUGGAGGAGGAGAAGAGGCUGAAGGACUCCACCAUCAGAGAAAUGGAGGAGAAUCUUCUUUGUGACGAGAGGGACCAACUGCAGGAGAACUGUCAGAGCAGGAUCCAGGGGGCUCUGAAGGACACCAACAUGGACCAGGAUCAGUUCAACCAGAGAUAUAUGACACUGGGGACAAUGGACUCUGGUCUUCUCGAUGGAGUGGACACAAUGGAAGAGCUUGAGGGCAGGACUCAGGACCUGGAGAUGGACCUGAGAGAAGACAUGGAGGAGAACCUUCUCUGUAAAGAGAGAAACCUUCGGAGGCAGGCGGAGAGUCAGAGCAGGAUCCUGGAGUCUCUGAACGACGCCAACAUGGACCUGGAAGCCUUAAACCACAGGAUGAAGAUACUGGGGGCCAUGAACUCUCGUCUGCAUGACGAUGAUGAUGAGGACAUCGAAGAAGAACUGCAGACUCAGGACCAGGAACUGUUUCUGUCCCUGACUGGAUCUCUGGCGCCCCCUGGAGGAUCAGCUGGGCGCAAAGCCUCUAUGACCACAGAAUCCAGUGUGAGGCUGUCGACCGUAUGGAAGUGA